This is a messenger RNA of Branchiostoma belcheri (Belcher's lancelet), 1953 nucleotides long. RefSeq lists its product as uncharacterized. The record is from RefSeq and is a predicted model, not a curated record. The coding region runs from base 1 to 1953 and encodes 650 amino acids. The transcript is spliced from 3 exons. Lineage: Eukaryota; Metazoa; Chordata; Leptocardii; Amphioxiformes; Branchiostomatidae. Gene Ontology annotation, molecular function: protein binding.
AUGGGUCGAAGCAAGGCUUUGGUUUUGUUUCUUUUCCUUUUUGGCAGUUUUUCCGCGGCGUCUCAGACCUGUCCGCUCGGCUGUCGUACUGACGUCCGCCUGUCGUUCAGUUCGAGUCAGCAUUGUCACUGUCCUGCUGGGCAUGCGACCGGGUCUCCGUGCAGUUGGGCAGGGCACGGCGGAACGUACCACUCCCCGGCCUGCCUGGACACCCUCCCCGCCGGCUUCGGCAGCGGCACCCGCUUAAUCUCCAUCAAGUACCUCCGUGCUCCGACGCUUCUGGAAUGCUCCUUCCCGGACGCUUCUGGUGUCUUCUCGCUCAACAUUCAGCGGUCGAACGUUUCGGUGAUACAACCGGGGGCUUUUCGGGGUCUAGCGCGGGCACAGACCCUCUCUCUGGCCGACAAUCGCAUCUCUGAGCUUGAAUGCGACGCUUUCAUUGGGCUUGAACAACUGAAAACCCUGCAACUUCAACAAAACGCAAUUUCGUACCUAUCCCAGUGUGCAUUCCGCGGUCUACCUCUUCUCAGAGACCUGACUCUGAACCACAACAGCCUCAAAUCCGUACCCGUCGAUUCGCUUCUGAUGCCAACAGCACUAACCAGCGUGAAUCUAAACGCGAACCCAAUCACUACCAUCGAUAGGCAAAUCAUGCGACUGAACCAGAACCCGCGCCUCCGCCUUACAAUACUGACAAUCAAGCUGAACUGCGACAGAAAUCUCACGUGGUUCAUCUGCAAUCUAGCGCUCCUGGAUCUGGUUCGCUAUCACAGCUCUCUGCAGUGUGUUUCACCUGAUAACCUCAGCGGAACCUUCGUCACCACACUGAAGAAUGGCGCCAUGUGUUCUAAAGAAUGGGAGAACAUUUCCAACGGGACAGAUACGGCAAGCACGAGCUCAGAGAGCCCUCAACUUGUCCCCAACACUCUGCCGUGCAGGCAGACAGUUACCGCUAAGACCUCCACAGAAACGAUCCACACGAGUAAAGCGUACAACCAUACUGUCCACACCCAAGACUACACAAAUGAGUCACACACAAACAGCACACCGGUGUCCAAUCAGACAACAGAGACGGACUACGUCAUUCUUUUCAAACGAGAUCCAAUCAUCACACUGGAUGACAAGAGGACCAGACUUGUUACCAUGCUCUGUGCAGUUCUUGUGCCCCUUCUCUUUGUGAUAGCAUCAGUGAUUGUUCUCUUCUUCUGCAAACACUGCCAUCAGAACUACAUACCCGCCGAAGCAGCCACGGAAGACCCUGGAUCUCCUGAAAUUGUGACGCCAUACGCAGUAGCCUAUUUUGAAACGAUAGAGCCAUAUGCUGUGGCCUUCGCAGAGGAUGAUUCUCGUCAACAAACAUCUGAAGUCAAUUCCAGCAAUCAACCAGAAGUAGGACUAGAAGAUGCUGGGCUUCAGACGCAUGCUGUCAUACAUCAAGUAGCUGACCAAGAGCCAAAGAUUCUACCCAAAGCUUCAAUACACCACGAAACAUCAGUGCCAAAGCCUCAUCAAUCCAAAGAAAUGACCGAUGAACCAUGUCCAGAAUUACAUUCACAAGCCAUGACCCUCCACGACAGCUCCGGACCAGAGCUUCAGGCACGUGCAGUGACCAAUAGUGAAGACCAAGAGCAGGAACUACACUCUCGUGCGGUAGACAACGAUGACGACCCAGGGCCAGAGCUUCAGCCAUACGCCGUGACAUACGAUACAAGACAAGGUGAAAACGGCAUGGGCCAGCCAUAUGCAAUAGCCUACCUUCCCUCUCCUCAGAAUGCCCGACGUCUCAGCCCUCUCAGACAAAUAGCAAGCAACCAGUCACCCAAUCAGAAUGCCUGUCUCAGCCCUCUCAGACAAAUUGCAAGCAACCAGUCUCCCAAUCAGAAUGCCUGUCUCUGCCCUCUCAGACAAAUUGCAAGCAACCAGCUGUCACCCAAUCAGAAUGUCCGUUUCUGA